Adineta ricciae is the source of this 705-nucleotide messenger RNA. Lineage: Eukaryota; Metazoa; Rotifera; Eurotatoria; Adinetida; Adinetidae. The record is from the annotation of a GenBank genome assembly.
AUGAAAGUACCACGUCAGUUUUUAAAUCCUUAUUGGCACUGUAUGCUUCAAUGCAAAACAAAAAUUCCAUCCAUUCCUGCAUGUGCGGAGGAAAAGCGUAGCGAAGUAUUCUUUCGUUGGGAGAGUAUUUCUACAGAAACAAAGAGCCAGAUAGAAUACAACGUAUUUGAAUUCUUUCACGGCAGUGUUUGUGAUGGUGAUGAUGGUGACCGUGUUUAUGAUGAUGUUCAGAUUGAUCAUCUCUAUUCCAUUGCUGACCAUAAUCUCCUCGAUCAUUAUAAAACGAUCGUCUUCGCUCCACUGCUGAUUGUUUUCUCCGCCGUCGCCGUACUAAAAAGGGUCAUCUCUAUUCCGCGAAUCGCCAUCAAAACCACAUGCGGCGUUAUCGAAAAAGUUUAUUCGAAAAUCAUCUCCAUCGAACUGUUCAAUUGUACGGUUAUCUGUAUUGCUAUUGUCAUUGUAAUCCCAAUGCGAUUGACCGAAAUCGUCGUUGGGAACUUUUCGAAUUGUCCACGCAUCAAGACAAAGGUCUGCAUCUGUCAUAUAAUCGUACGGUAUAUAACAGUAUCCUCGAUCGCCCUGUGGAAUAUUAAACGAAAAUUUUUAUUGAACUUGUUUAUCUACAACUUUCCUUACCCAGUCUGUCCCCCAAGAAUUUCGAACAAUGAAGGGCUACGACUGAUCGCUAUAACCGACAGCAACUAA